AUUGCCAAGUUGCUCAGAGAUGCAGCACCCUCGAUCCGCGAUGUGCGAGCAUCGCAGCUGGGGUCGGAGUCGUCCCACGUGGAGGUGACACUCCAAAUGGUCGUGGACAAAAGGGAAGAACGUCGCGUCAGGUCGACCCUAGCCAAAUGGUCGGAACGAUCGCACAUCGGCAAUCUCACCCUCGUUCCGCAUCAAUCAAUCACCCUAAUACCGCAGGAGAUGCCUAAAGAACAGAGCAUUUCAUUACAUCCGUCUGGUCUGGUGCACGCUGGGGAAAAUUUGGUCCUUUCGUGCAGGACUAGCGGCGGUGGAGUAGGCAGCUUCGGAGGCGGCGGUUCGCAGCCGUCCUUCCGCUGGUUCAAGGAUGGCCUCUUUGUCAACGUCACAGAGCCAACCAGUAAUAAAUGGAUAAAGGAAUACGAGAAUUCGGAGACGAGGGAUCAAUACGUCUCGGAAUUGGGAAUAAAGAAUGCAUCACCCAUUGACCAAGGGUCCUUUACGUGUCAGACGGUGGAGGAUGGUAUGCAAAAAUGUCUCUCGAAGAGGGUAGACGUGCGAGCUGCCCCCAGAGUCUGGAUUGAGCCAAUGAGUCUGACAGUCAGAAAGGGCGAGAACUUCACAAUUAAGUGCUUCAGUAUGUCAAGCGGCAGGAGGCAUAAGAAGAGCAAGUAUACUUAUAGUUGGACCAAAAACAAGGAGCUGCUACCUAUUAAAACCGAUACCGAACACUACGAGGUUCUGUUUCCCAUGGGCAGUAUUCUUCAAGUAUCUAGUAUUAACAAAUCUACACAGUUCUCAUGCCUCGUACAAGAUUCAGCAGUUUGGGCAGAACAGAGUAUCCUGGUGAACGUCAUCGACAGCCACCUGAUAAAGACGUGUCCAGGUGAGAGGAAGUUGAAGCUUCUGUGGCCGGAAACGGCUCCCGGCACUGAGAGUUUGCAGGAAUGCCCUGCAGGAUACUCGGGCGUAGCAAGGCGAGCCUGCAAUUUGCGAGACGCCGGUCAGCCGACUUGGUACUUGCCCGACUUCGCAGGAUGCACACCUACCAAACUCAUUCAACUCGAUUACGACUUUCAGAAGAUUCGGCUGGGUUAUGGGUCGGGAAACGCGUUAACUAUUCUGAAGGGCUACAAGAAGUAUUUGGUGGAUGGGAAGUCCGCUCUCCUCCCGGGCGAAGGGUCCCGCAUCCUGGGCCUCGUCCACGAAGUUAUUUCCUACAUAAACAACUCAAUCGCGACGGACGUCAGGAAUACCGUCCUGGAGAUCGUCGAUCAGAUCCUUCAGAGAAAGCAGGCGGUCAUAAAUCAAACGAUCUUUUGUAGAUCCUUGAGGAUAGUGUUCUCCAGAAGCACGAAUAAUGCUGGUGUGGUCCUCAUCUUCGAGACCUUUUUGUAUCUCUUGUACUCUUUUUCUGAUCCUCUUCAACUUCUUCCGAUGACCAGUCCUCUGGAAGAAUAUCAUCCUGAGGAACUUGUCGAAGAAGGGCCUUGUCGCGUUGACGCAUAUCAUGAACGGCACGCUGAAAUCUGGUACAUUGCUGACCUGAUGGGUGAUUUCGAUACCAAAGCCAGGAAAGAAUCCGCACCAACUAGCAAGCUACCGCCCAAUCAGCCUUCUCGACAGCACAAGCAAAAUAUGCGAACGAACGACAACAACAUCCUGAUCAACGAGCAGCACGGAUUCAGAUCUUCGGAUAGCUCGGUCCACCAGGUUGCGAGUCUCGCCAAUGACAUCUCCAUUUAA
Molecule: messenger RNA, 1743 nt
Organism: Nicrophorus vespilloides
Lineage: Eukaryota; Metazoa; Arthropoda; Insecta; Coleoptera; Silphidae
Exons: 9
Cellular component (GO): membrane
Molecular function (GO): G protein-coupled receptor activity
Source: RefSeq, a predicted model, not a curated record